AUGGGAGUGCAGGCCGUGCCGGUAGCAAAAGCAGCAGAGUCUGAGGUGAACCCAACACCGUCCCGCGAGCCAGCAUUGCUGAGGGACCGCAAGCCACCGGAGCGCGCCAUGUUUACUGCCCACCACACGCCUUCGUCUCCCAACGCCCUCUACUACGAUCCUCAGAUGGUCAGAAAGCUGCUCGGCACCGAAGACAAGCCUCGCCGCACUGCUACUCGCCAGACGCACGUUUCUGCGCCCCAGGUCAGAAGAGUUGACAGCGGAGAGACAAGUGAGACCGCAAUCAAAUUCGUCGAGCCCGAGAGACAGCGAAAGGAUCCCAGAGGGAAGCGGCAAAAGGUGAGGGCCAUGUGCUCUGCAGCACUGGAGAAGUUGAAGCCGACGCGAUGA
This is a messenger RNA of Diplodia corticola, 390 nucleotides long. RefSeq lists its product as uncharacterized. The transcript has a single exon. The record is from RefSeq and is a predicted model, not a curated record. The coding region runs from base 1 to 390 and encodes 129 amino acids. Lineage: Eukaryota; Fungi; Ascomycota; Dothideomycetes; Botryosphaeriales; Botryosphaeriaceae.